Scophthalmus maximus (turbot) is the source of this 1549-nucleotide messenger RNA. It is a transcript of the gene aurkb, whose product is annotated as aurora kinase B. Gene Ontology annotation, biological process: protein phosphorylation; regulation of cytokinesis; mitotic spindle organization. The transcript has 9 exons. The coding region runs from base 135 to 1127 and encodes 330 amino acids. Lineage: Eukaryota; Metazoa; Chordata; Actinopteri; Pleuronectiformes; Scophthalmidae. Gene Ontology annotation, cellular component: spindle midzone; chromosome passenger complex; spindle microtubule. Gene Ontology annotation, molecular function: ATP binding; protein kinase activity. The record is from RefSeq and is a predicted model, not a curated record.
UUGAGACUGAGGCCUGCUGACCAAUCGCGUUCGUCAAGGGUGGCUUUUUGAAAACGUUGGCGGCUGAGGAAGUUGAAAACUACGAAGACGGUGCUUAACACGUUGGAACAUUAACACUACGUAUCGUCGUCACGAUGCAGAAUAAGGAAAAUUAUGAACCCAGGGGUUUCCAAAGACCAUAUGCAACCCCCAGCAUUGUGACAGGCCCACAGCGGGUUCAGGUGAAGCCAAGAGCAGAAAUGGAGAAAAAUGCAGUCGCGGGGAGAGAGUGUGUUGGCUCAUCCUCCAGUUUAACUACAAAGAAAGUCACCAUCGAUGACUUUGACAUCGGUCGACCGCUGGGGAAGGGCAAGUUUGGUAAUGUCUACCUUGCGAGAGUAAAGAAGCUGCAGGCCAUCGUUGCACUGAAGGUGUUGUUCAAGUCACAGAUGGAGAAGGAGGGUGUGGAGCAUCAACUCAGGAGGGAGAUUGAGAUUCAGGCCCAUCUUAAGCACCCCAACAUCCUGCGUUUCUACAAUUAUUUCCAUGACCGCAAGAGGGUGUUCUUAGUACUUGAGUAUGCCCCACGUGGAGAAUUGUACAAAGAGCUACAGAGAUGUGGAAGAUUUGAUGACCAGCGCACUGCCACAUACAUGGAGGAGAUAUCUGAUGCUCUAAUGUAUUGCCAUGAGAAGAAAGUGAUUCAUCGUGACAUCAAGCCAGAGAACCUGCUUCUCGGCUAUCGUGGAGAGCUGAAAAUUGCAGACUUUGGUUGGUCUGUUCAUGCACCUUCUCUACGACGUCGCACCAUGUGUGGGACACUGGACUACCUCCCUCCAGAGAUGAUUGAAGGACACACCCACAGUGAGAAGGUGGACCUGUGGUGCAUUGGGGUCCUCUGCUACGAAUGCCUAGUUGGCAACCCACCUUUUGAAACUGCCAGCCACUCAGACACGUACAAACGGAUUAUGAAGGUGGAUUUAAAGUUCCCCAAGAUCGUCUCAGAUGGUGCCCGGGACCUGAUCUCCAAGCUGCUCCGCCACAACCCCAUUGAUCGCCUCUCACUGCAGAGCGUCAUCGACCAUCCAUGGGUGCGCUCCAACUCUCACCGGCUCCUACCCCCAACCUUCCCUGCCAAGAAAUCCUGAGCCCACCUGCCCAGCCUUCUCUCCCUAUGAGGGGUGUUUUAUAUCCUCCACAAGAGACUCUGGGUCAGCAUGAUUUGGUUUCACUGCCACGGGCUUUAAACUGCCAUUAUUUUGGCACAUUUUAUGAUGGGUAUACAUUCAUACCCACUUUUUAUGAUGUAUAGUGUGGUGGUAUUAUCUGUCUAGUUCUUUGUCUAGUGGGUUUUGUUAUUUUAUUGUCAUAUCUUCUGAAACUUUUUUAAAAAUGUUAAAAGUUUUGUAUUUCUGUAUCCGAUGGUGCUGACUCCAAAGUGCUAUUAGACUGCCUCACGCUGAAUAUAUUCUCAAAUAGUUUAAGAUGUGUUUGAGGGAAGGUGUGGAAAGCAUGUUUUAUUUUUCUCUCAAGCCUGUACUUCAAAAUUCUAAUAAAUGUUAUAAAUUAA